GUGAUGGUUGUCAUCAAUUCAUCUCAACGCACAAUUGAGGCACCCCAUUAUCAGAUUUCGAGCCUGUAGUCGUUUUGAACGCUCACCUAAUCUUUCUUUCUUGUCCCGGCAUAACUCAGAACGGUUGCCACUAUCACACGCAGCCCCGCAUGCCGUCAAGCUGUAAAGAUAUCCGCGCUGCUCUCGCGCAAUGCCUGUCCGAGUCGCCUUGCGUUCUCGCCGGACACACUGCCUCGGAAUGUUUGCGCGAACCCUUGGUGUCUGAACUCCCGACUCGAUGCCAGCAGCUCAAAAAAGGCUAUGGAGACUGCAAGCGCGGCAUGAUCGACAUGCGAAAACGGUUUCGGGGGAACAAGCCCAUCGGCAGCGCAACAGGCAUGACCGACAACAGUGAAGGCGGGAGUCGAUACAUCGACGGCGUCGGCGAUGGGAUGCUUUAUGCCAGCAUUGGGCGAAAGAACUCAGGCGUUGGGAAGACCAAAGAAGUGGGAUGGAACGCGAGCGAAGAUGAAGCGCGCGGCAUGGAAGAGCUGGUGCCUGGGCGUUUCAAAGAUGAGAACGGUGGCACAGGCGGGUACUACUCCGGCUACUCGCCCGCGCCUGCGGGCGUAGACACUGCAUCCAAGGACACAGGCAGUAGUGACAAGAGUGUGAAGCCGGAACGGGAAGGGGCAGGCUGGAGUUGGUGGAGGGGCAGCUGAUGCGUACUAUGAGCGUGGAAAAGAGCCCUGGAAGGUCGGAUAUUUGCUGCCCAUACAAGACUUGGAAUUCUUACGCGCGUGAAACUUAGGCAUUGGCGGCGCAGUUUUUGGUAAUUUUACACAGAAUGCGUGUGCAGAAUGGCACAAUCCACACAAAAUCUCAUCUAGAGGACCCAACCCCAUCAAGGACUUGGAUGGAUCCCAACCAGAUUCGUUCACCAUAAGGCUUUCUCCACUCCAGAGCGCUCGGGUCGGCUCUUCGUCUUUCCGGAGAUUUAUGCACAGGCGUGUAACCCUCGACGUUGUACGCUCAGACCGAAUUUAUUCAACUAGUUCAACUCUAGAGCGAAGUAUGCUCUCGUCACUGGCAAUCAUUGUUGAUGUGGGUAAGUGUAUAUACAUACAUAUAUGUAUAUAGAAUAUACUAAACACGUGCAUAUCAAUGAAGUCUUUGCAUAG
Messenger RNA from Verruconis gallopava, 1160 nucleotides. RefSeq lists its product as uncharacterized. Gene Ontology annotation, cellular component: mitochondrion. Lineage: Eukaryota; Fungi; Ascomycota; Dothideomycetes; Venturiales; Sympoventuriaceae. The coding region runs from base 150 to 701 and encodes 183 amino acids. The transcript is spliced from 2 exons. The record is from RefSeq and is a predicted model, not a curated record. Gene Ontology annotation, biological process: mitochondrial respiratory chain complex IV assembly.